Naegleria lovaniensis is the source of this 1332-nucleotide messenger RNA. RefSeq lists its product as uncharacterized. Gene Ontology annotation, cellular component: plasma membrane. NCBI's taxonomy places the organism in Eukaryota, Heterolobosea, Eutetramitea, Acrasida, Naegleriidae. The record is from RefSeq and is a predicted model, not a curated record. The transcript has a single exon. Bases 1 to 1332 code for a protein of 443 amino acids.
AUGUCUGAAUCCGAUUUUCAUCAUUCCACCAUGUUCGAAGAGAACAACCACCACUCAUGGACAACACCUCCGAAUCAAAUGAUGGACGAACGACAUCAUCACGACCUUGACACUGUCACUACUACCACACUCGACGAUGAAUAUCGAGAUUCUUUUGCCUCUCUCGACGAUCAUCCUCACUAUCUUCAUGAAGAGGAAAAUGAAAUUCAAAAUCCAAAAAACUCUUUUCAUGAUGAUGAGCAUGAUGAUGAUGACAUCAACGAUGAAAAGAAUGAAUUACAUUAUGGAAUGACAAGUAUGGGAAAUUUUGUAAAAUCAAAUAUCCCAACGACAGAAUUGGUUCAAAAUAACAACAUGUCCACACUUUCAUCAUUGCAUCAUGAAUCCAAUUUGGUUUCACCCACUCUUUCAAAAUUCCGAAAAGGUUUUGACGAUUCCUCUGGACAAGACACUCCCACAGAUUUAUCCGAAGUCAUGUUACAAGACGUUGACUUGGGAAUUCCAAGUGUGAAAAUCAUGUCACAUUCCCAUCCAUUGAAUGAAUUGAAAAUGUUAGAUGACGAUGGUCCUUCGAAUCAAGAUUCAUUACAACAACAACAACAUGAUUCUUCUUCUGAUAAACACAAAUCGGUUUGGAGCGAUUUGGCAUUACAAUUUCUAGGACGACAAGUCACAGAUACGUUUUUAACCUUUGAAGAUUCUCAACAAAUUUCUGUGGAAAUGAUGCAAGUGUUAAAAGAAAAUUCAUUUCUCGUUCAAACGAGAAUUUGGUUAUGGAGAUUGAGUGGAGGAUUGUUAUUUUCAUUGUUUUAUGGUUUUAGUGCUUGUUUGAUUUUUGUGAUUUAUGGAUUUUGUUUUUCGCUGCCAUGUGUCAUACAAUUAUUUCGAAUUGCAAAAUUUAUGUCAUUUCCAUUUACGAAAUUGGAAACUUUUGAAUAUGUGUUAUCGAGAUUGAAUGAGAGUAAUAGUGAGUUAUUGGCGAGUGCUAGUACGAGUACUGUGAGUCAGGCCAUGAUGCAACAUUUGAGUUCCAAACAUCGACUGUCAUCUGUCAGUUCGCCCAUUCCUCAAUCGACGUUGGAAAAAUCAAAUAGUGUUAAAAGUAUUAAGGAACAUCGAGAAUUAAUGUUCAACUCUCGAGAAAAGCACGGUACCAUGUUAUGGAUUGCAAAUAUUGUGUGGCUCUUACUUUUUGGAUGGCUCUUGGCAUUACUACAUUUAAUUUUCGGUGGAAUUUUAAUAUUAAGCGUUGUGGGCUCAGAAUUUGGUAGAAGACAUUUGGCACUUGUGACCUUAUCCUUAAUGCCCUUUGGUUUGUCCAUUAAAAAGUAA